Molecule: messenger RNA, 1326 nt
Organism: Leptonychotes weddellii (Weddell seal)
Lineage: Eukaryota; Metazoa; Chordata; Mammalia; Carnivora; Phocidae
Source: RefSeq, a predicted model, not a curated record
UCUCUGGGUUGAAAUAAUCCUCUCCAGCUUCCAGUGCACAGUCAAGGAAUUUUAAAAACAGAGGACUUUGUAACCACAAAAUACUCUCCGAGAUUUAAAAGGCCACGGAGCUCCAGAUGAAUAAUCAGUUAUCUUUCUUCUAACGAAAGUCCUCUGAUUACAAGCUGACACCGACAGCAAGCCACCCAACUCCAUCGCACACCGAUUGGAGGUAAAGGAAGGGUGGAAAUGGGCUUCUGGACAAAGCUUCCAGUAUUGGGGGUGCCAUUGUUCCUUGUCCUCGGCCUUGUUCCCGCUGCUGAGACGGAAAGACUCUCCACCCAGGACAGCGGCGGCACCUGGAGCCCUGGCCGCCUGGUGGAAGUACUACGAGCUCUGUCUGCUGGUGACCCCCCACCCCUGAACCAUUCGCGAAGCCUCAUCGAAACCUUGCUGGAGAAAACCGGCUGCCCACGGAGGACAAACAGAAUGCAAGGAGGCUGCAGUCUGUGCUUUGAACCAGAUGCCCUGUUACUAAUAGCUGGAGGAGAUUUUGAGGAGCAGCUCCGAGAGGAAGUGGUCCAGAGGGUUUCUCUUCUCCUCCUCUAUUACAUUAUUCAUCAGGAAGAGAUCUGUUCUUCCAAGCUCAACAUGAGUAAUAAAGAGUAUAAAUUUUACCUACACAGCCUCCUCAGCCUCAGGCAGGACGAAAACUCCUAUUUCCUUUCACAGAACGAGACAGAAGACAUCUUGACACUCACCAGGCUGUACUUUGACACUUCUAGAAGCCAGUGUAUGGGAACCAAAAUGCUGCAGGAAAAAUCUGGAAUAGUGAGCAGUGACGGUGCUGAUGAAAAUACACUUCCUCAGCUGGCGGCGACAAUCAUCGCUUUGUCCCUCCAAGGUGUUUGUCUGGGGCAAAGGAACUUGCCUUCCCCAGACUAUUUUACGGAAUAUAUUUUCAGUUUUUUGAAUAGUUCAAAUACUCUCCACCUCUCGGGCAAAACCAUUAGCUUGUUAGCAAUAAUGAUACUGGUUGGGGACAGUCUGCAUAAUUUUGCAGACGGCCUCGUGAUAGGAGCGGCCUUCUCAUCUUCAUCCGAGUCGGGAGCGACCACCACACUUGCAAUCUUGUGUCACGAAAUUCCACAUGAAAUGGGAGAUUUUGCCAUGCUCUUAAGCUCUGGACUUCCUAUUAAGAUUGCCAUCCUUAUGAAUUUUAUAAGUGCUCUCACGGCCUUCAUAGGACUAUACGUUGGCCUCUCAGUAUCAACUGAUCCGUGUGUUCAAAACUGGAUCUUAACAGUUACUGCGGGAAUGUUCUUAUACUUAUCCUUGGUGGAAAUG